Molecule: messenger RNA, 213 nt
Organism: Botrytis porri
Lineage: Eukaryota; Fungi; Ascomycota; Leotiomycetes; Helotiales; Sclerotiniaceae
Exons: 2
Coding region: 1-213 (70 amino acids)
Source: RefSeq, a predicted model, not a curated record
AUGUUCACCUUGAAAACAGACCUGCCACGAAUGUUACUUUUCGUGAUGAGUGGUACAGAUGACGAGAUCAGACAGAACGACAACUGCGAAAAUCAUGUCUACGAUUCAUUUCCCAACUCAAGUAUCUUCAGUGGCUGGUCUCCCUCCAUGGUCACUCUAUUUUCCUGUCAUCUAAAACAAACUCAAGACGAUGCGAAUACGCAGAGUUGUUAA